AUGUUGGAGUCGAUAGUGACACCAUAUAAUUCAGGCAUCAACAAGCCGCCUCAAUGGGUGUAUCAUGGUCGCAGCACUAUCGUCAUCUUCCGCAACGCAUUUCUAAAUUCUUAUCAAGACAACGCCCAGCCAGUCCAACCAAAAAUGGCUCUCGUAUCGUAUUCAGACUCUGAAGCUUCAGACCCAGAGCAAGAAACCAAGGUCACUCAACCAUCAAACAAAAGUCAAGUUCCCACGCCUGCGAAUCCACCCAAGCCCUCCUCCGGCGCAAAUUUUGUCGUCGACCGCAGUAACCCCCGCAAGAUCCGCGUCGCUUUACCGGAUAUCAAGCCCGAGAACCCUACCGCAGAUGGUGAAGACGAGCCAGCCCGGAAAAGGGUCAAAAUAGGCGGAGGCGGGGCAUUUUCAGGUUUCAAUGCCCUUUUACCACCUCCUAAGAGGGCCAACGUCACGGCGGAGAAGGAUAAGAAGACGGCUGCGCCAGCUCGGAAGGUCUUCAGCUUGAAGACCGGCGCGGCUCCUGGUUUUGACCGCGAGGCUGAUGAGGAGUUUCGGAGGGAACAGGCGUUCGAUAGCUUGGCGGGCGAUGGCGAUGAUGAGACGAUACCCAAGCCGGGAAGUCUUCGGAGUGAGCAGCUUGGCGAGAACGAUGCCGCGAAGGCUCAGGUAGACGGAGAGAGGAAAGAGGAGGUCAAAUUGAAAGGGAAUCCGAUGAUGUUCAAGCCACUGUCCGUGGGACGAGUGUCGCAGAAGAAAAAGAAGCAACCGACAAAACCUGUCUCCUCUCCUUUGCCAACCGCAAACGAGACAACAGCUUUGCAAUCCUCGCAAGCGUCCAAUGAGCAACCAGCACAGCCAGCCACGCCCGUCCCUCAGAAGCCAAAAAUCAGUCUGUUCUCCUUGUCCACAGAAGAAACUACGACUUCGAAGAUGCCCGAACCCCAAGCACAAGCCGCUACUUACGAGCCAUUGGUGUACACCACAGACCUAGAAACCACCCCGGCCGGCCCGGAACCGGAGCCUGAACCCGCGACGGCCCCCUCACAAUCACCGACGGAUCAAACAUUGGGUAACAUCGCAGACGAUCUCAACUUGUCCCGGGCCCAACGGCGACAGCUCUUUGGACGCAAUGCCGACCCGUCCAAGUCGCGAAUUCUGCACUUCAAUACAGACAAGGAAUACAUUGCCAACCAGGAGUUGGCCCACCAGACAGACCUUGCUGCUGCUCAGCACAAUCCUGUUCGGGCCAUUGCGCCAGGCAAACACACUCUGCAACAGCUGGUCAAUGCGGCCAGCACACAACGGGAGGCUUUGGAGGAGAGUUUUGCCGCUGGACGAAGGAACAAAAAGGAGGCCGGAUCGAAGUAUGGAUGGUGA
Molecule: messenger RNA, 1377 nt
Organism: Aspergillus fischeri NRRL 181
Lineage: Eukaryota; Fungi; Ascomycota; Eurotiomycetes; Eurotiales; Aspergillaceae
Product: PRCC domain-containing protein
Exons: 1
Coding region: 1-1377 (458 amino acids)
Cellular component (GO): nucleus
Source: RefSeq, a predicted model, not a curated record